Molecule: messenger RNA, 3243 nt
Organism: Epinephelus moara (kelp grouper)
Lineage: Eukaryota; Metazoa; Chordata; Actinopteri; Perciformes; Serranidae
Gene: kcnj11l
Product: potassium inwardly rectifying channel subfamily J member 11, like
Exons: 6
Coding region: 130-1443 (437 amino acids)
Biological process (GO): potassium ion import across plasma membrane; regulation of monoatomic ion transmembrane transport
Cellular component (GO): plasma membrane
Molecular function (GO): inward rectifier potassium channel activity
Source: RefSeq, a predicted model, not a curated record
AUCUGAAGAACCUGAUGGGGAAGUGAUGGAGUCCGUGUUGUGUCUCACGUAGACGUAAAUAAAUCAGAUAAAUAAGAUACAUCAGAUUUUGUUGGUGCUCGAGAGAAGCUGCUGUUUGAAACCAGCAUCAUGUUGGCCAGGAAGGGCCUCCUGCCAGACGGUUUCCUGCUGACCCGUCUGGCGGAGGACCAGAACCAGCCGAACCGCAGCCGCUCCAGAUCCCAGAGAGCUCGCUUCAUCACCAAGACUGGAUCCUGCAACGUGGCCCACAAGAACAUCAGGGAGCAGGGUCGCUUCCUGCAGGAUGUUUUCACCACCAUGGUGGACCUGAAGUGGCAGCACUCCCUCCUCAUCUUCACCUCGGCCUUCCUCUGCUCCUGGAUGCUGUUCGCUAUGAUCUGGUGGCUUGUUGCCUUCGCUCACGGAGACCUGGAGCCCCAUGAUCCCGAUGGCGAGCCGCGCCCCAUCCCCUGCGUCACCGCCAUCCACUCCUUCACCUCAGCCUUCCUUUUCUCCAUUGAGGUCCAGGUGACCAUCGGUUUUGGAGGCAGGAUGGUGACGGAGGAGUGUCCACUGGCCAUCACAGUGUUGAUCAUCCAGAAUAUUCUGGGGCUGAUCAUCAAUGCCGUGAUGCUCGGCUGCGUGUUCAUGAAGACAGCGCAGGCCAACCGCCGAGCAGAGACGCUCAUCUUCUCGAGAAACGGCGUCAUUGCUCCUCGAAACGGUCGACCGACCUUCAUGUUCAGAGUGGGAGACCUGAGGAAGAGUAUGAUCAUCUCUGCCACCAUACAGCUGCAGGUAAUCCGGCGGACGGUGACGGCAGAAGGCGAGGUGAUCCCGGUGUGCCAGCUGGACAUCCAGGUGGAGAACCCUCUGAGGAGUAACGGCAUCUUCCUGGUUUCCCCUCUGAUCAUCAGCCACACCAUGGAGAGAGGAAGUCCUCUGUACGAGCUCUCCGCCCAGUCGCUGGCCUCUGAAGACCUGGAGAUCAUUGUAAUCCUGGAAGGUGUGGUGGAGACAACAGGGAUCACCAUGCAGGCCCGGACCUCCUACACUCCUGAGGAGAUCCUGUGGGGGAGGCGCUUUGUCUCCAUCAUCACAGAAGAGGACGGACGCUACUGCGUUGACUACUCAAAAUUCGGCAACACGGUCCCCGUCAGGAUGGCGUCCCUCAGCGCCAAGGAGCUGGACCAGACCAGGGGCGUCCAGGAGGGCAGCUCCGACCCCGUCAACCCACAGGGCUGGGGGCUGGUGCGAGCCGGCAGAGGGGGCUUCCGUAGAGGAGGACGCACCUGCGACAGCGCCGCCGCCCCUCAGCCCUGGUACACCCAAUCAGAGAAGCCAGAGAAAGAGGUGGAGCAGAGAGGGGAGAAGAAGAAGGUGCAGCUGGAGGUGAUUGGACGACAGAUAGAAGAGGACGCACUGGGAGAGAUGAGCGACUGAGAACCAGUAAACUGACAGCGUGCCAGCAACAAAAACACAUGGUGGGUUUAGGCAACAAAAACAUUUGGUUGGGUUUAGGCAACAAAAGUACGUGGUUCUGUUUAGGCAACAAAAACAAGUGGUUCUGUUUAUGCAACAAAAACAUGUGGUUGGGUUUAGGCAACAAAAACAAGUGGUUAUGUUUAUGCAACAAAAACGUGGUUGAGUUUAGGCAACAAAAACAAGUGGUUAUGUUUAUGCAACAAAAACGUGGUUGGGUUUAGGCAACAAAAACGUGGUUAGGUUUAGGCAACAAAAACGUGGUUGAGUUUAGGCAACAAAAACACGUGGUUAGGUUUUGGAGAAAAGAACACGUGGUUGGGUUUAGGCAACAAAAGUUUGUGGUUAGGUUUAGGAUACAAAAAAACUUGGUUAGGUUUAGGCCCGUCCACCACCCCUCCCGCCUGCUCCCGACUUUCCCUACCUUAACUUUCGUCUUUGUCCCACCACAUAGCCCCCUGAUGCCGCCAGGCGCCAUUAAACUAUAACGGCAACUGGCCGCAUAUCAUGCCAACAUUAAAGGACGCAUUUUUUUGUUGGUUUCUGACACCACAAGUCACUGCCUAAGUGCUGGAUUUAGACGACUUUGGGGUGAGACCGGGCUCUAUAUUCUGUGUCUUCAGCCCCAUUCAGACCGGACUUAUGUCCCCAAAUGUACCUUUCCUUUCAAGUGUUCCCACAACAUUUACUACUGAGUAAAGUGAGACACCAGCAGCACACUGCUAACUCUCAGUGAGAGGACCAACUGGAUGUCACACCCUCGGCACACUCACAAGGUGCAAUGAGAUUCAGAACGAGGUGGAAAUUGCACAACACAUGCCACUUUAGAAGGUCACUGCCUAUUCAGCUCAACUCAGAAUGUUUUUCCAAGGAUGGAAAAUGUAUUUAUUUUUGUUCCUGGAGCAAUUUUACUGUUUGUUUUGAUGUUUUCAAGCUGUGAUCUGAUCCUCCAUUUUCUUUGUAUAUUUCAUUGUUUGGACUAAACAGUAAAAACAGCAACAUCACAUCACAUACACCCCAAUGUUUAUAUAUUAUAUAUAUUAUAUUGUAUAUGUCACAUUAAAAACGCAUGUGUUUAUAUAUUUUAUGUACUGUAAUAAUCUUUAUUUAUAAAGCACUUUUAAAAACAGAGUUACAGAGUUAUGUUUUAGAUAGAUUUCAAGAUUUUUCUGAUUUCUUUUAAGGCUCUUCAUGGUCUCUCUCCGAGCUGUAUCUCUGACCUCUACGCCAGGACGUACUUUGAGGUCCUCAGGCAGAGGUCUUUUGUAUGUUUCAGAGGUUGCUGAAAACUAAAGGGGACAGAACGUUUGCUGUCAGGGCCCCGAGGCUCUGAACAAUCUGCCCGAGGAAAUCAAACUUCUAUCAGAGAGCCUUUCCUGAUUUUACUUGAGUUUUAAGUUAAUUUAGACUGUCUUUCAUUUUUUCAGCUUUUAUAUACUUAAGCGUUUUCAUCAGGUCUUUUAAAAGGUGUUGUUUUCAUGUCUUGCCUGUUUUAUUUAUUGACAUAUAAAGCAGUUUGUAACUCUGCUUUGUAAAGUGCUUUAUAAAUAAAGAUCAUUAUUAUUAUUAUUGUAAGUCAUGUAAAGCCUGGUAUAAGAUAGUAUGUUUUAAAGCCAUAUUAAGGCCUGUACUGGUUUUAAAUCCUGUAGCUUGUGAUAUUCAUUGUGACACUUCUGAUAUUGUUUUUUUUAGUUUAAAUAUGAGGAAAAUACUACUUAAAUUUAUUAAAUGUCUCUCUGUGUAUUUAUCAUGUUAAAUAAA